Molecule: messenger RNA, 2672 nt
Organism: Anolis carolinensis (green anole)
Lineage: Eukaryota; Metazoa; Chordata; Lepidosauria; Squamata; Anolidae
Product: zinc finger protein OZF
Exons: 7
Coding region: 536-2155 (539 amino acids)
Source: RefSeq, a predicted model, not a curated record
CCUCCCUCCCUCCUGAAGCCCCGAAAGGAGUCCGGGCUCGGAAGCAGCCCCCUCCCUUUGAGGCUGCAGCUUCGCCCUGUCUUGGGAACCGGACCAAGGAGACGCCCCCUCCCCCCCCAGGCAAAGUGUCCAAUGAAGCUUGACAACAAGGCUGGAAGCAAACUAGAUUCUUGGCAACAAGGCUUGAUACGUGGCUACAAAAGACAAUAAGCAAGAACAGGGUCCGUGGCGAGGUCCGUGGAACAAGGAAAGCUUGAUGCUAGAACAAGACCUGAAACUCCGCAGAUGGGGAAAAGGCUGUCUCUGUGAGGAGUGGAAAGAGGUCUUCCUUGCACUGAGGGGCCCUAGCUCUUCCAGAAUGAUGGACAGCAGCCUCUUCCUCUUCCUCCUCCUUCUGAGGGGGGUCCCAGGUGGAGGCCUCCCCCUCCCAGCCCUGGUUGCCCUGACCCAUCCUGUCAGCAGGUUGUGUUGAAGCAAAACUGGGGGCGUCCGUCCCUGUCUGGAGAGGAAACCCACCACCCGCCCUGAUCCAGAGAUGGAGGGCAAGCUCGGGGGGUCUUCCAGCGCAGGUUGCGCUGUGCCAGGGCACGAGAUGGUGGUCAAAGAGGAACCAGAGGACGAGUUGUGCAUUGAAUGCCCGCUGAACCCCCCAGGGCCAGAAAAGAAGAUGCAUUUUGGCCCCACGGCUGGCAUCCAGAGGGAAUUUGCCGUGAAGACGGAGCUGGAGGACAGUUUGCACAGCAAAGGAUCCUGGGAGGACAGCGACAGAGAGUCUGGCAGUGACACAGAUUCCUCUGAUCCCAGGCCUGACGUCAUUGUGAAGAUGGAGCUGGAGGAAGAGGCCCCCGACUUCCAAUGUUCCCCCAGGCCCAACCCCGACCCAUGUGGGGGCCAUAGCGUUAAUUUGGGCGCCCAGGUGGCUGCCAGCCCGAUGGCGGAAAGCAGGCCUUCUCCUUCUGUGGGGUCCAGUGACCCUGGGAAGAGGUCCCUUCCUCCCAGUAUGAGUGCCCCGGAGGACCCCGAGUGCCCGGCCACCAAGACCUACACGGCGGCCGAGCGGCCCUUCGCCUGCAGCGUGUGCGGCAAGCGCUUCCAGCACCGGGGCAACCUGAUCACCCACCUGCGGGUGCACACAGGGGAGAAGCCCUUCCCGUGUUCCGAGUGCGGAAAGUGCUUCAGCCAGAAGGGGGACCUGAUGCGCCACUUGCGCAUCCACACAGGAGAGAAGCCCUUUGAGUGCUCAGUCUGCGGGAAGAGCUUCUGCUCCAAGCAGACCUUUGUCCUGCACCAGCGCAUCCACACAGGCGAGAAGCCCUACGCCUGCCAGGAGUGCGGCAAGGCCUUCAACCGCAAGGCCAACUUCCUUACUCACCAGAAGAUCCACCGGGGUGAGCGGCCCUUCGUCUGCAGCGAGUGUGGCAAGGGCUUCUGCGCCAAGAAGACCUUCCUCCUCCACCAGAAAAUCCACGCGGGCGACCGGCCCUUCGGUUGCCCCCAGUGUGGGAAGAGCUUCAGCCGCAACGGGGACCUCACCCGCCACCAGCGUAUCCACACCGGGGAGCGGCCCUUUGCUUGCGCUGACUGCGGCAAGCGCUUCAGCCACAACGGGGAGCUGAUCAAGCACCGGCGCAUCCACACGGGUGAGAAGCCCUUCACCUGCCUGGAGUGCGGCAAGAGCUUCAACCGCAAGGGCACCCUUAUCACCCACCAGCGCAUCCACACCGGGGAGCGGCCCUUUGCUUGCGCCGACUGCGGCAAGACCUUCAACCUCAAGACCACCCUCAUGAAGCACCGGCGCAUCCACACGGGCGAGCGCCCUUAUGCCUGCCUGGAGUGCGGCAAGAGCUUCAAGUACAAAGGCAACCUGCGCACCCACCACCUCACCCACACUGUGGAGAGGGUCUACCCCUGCACUGAGUGUGGAGUCAUCUUCAACCGGCGGAAGGAGAUGAAGGCCCAUGUGGCGGCCCACGCAGGCGGACGGCUGCUCCCUCGCUACACCACGGACCAUGGCCAGGGCCUGCCCCCCUUCCUGCAGGCGCAUGGCCCCCUCCUGCUCUCCUGUGCCCCGCUUCAGGUCCCCCUUGGGAGCCUGACCAAAUUCAAACAGGAGGCCGGCUGCAAAGAGAUUGGACUCGGGGACGCAGGCACUUAGCAGCACUGGGUGGAGUGGGGCAGGGCGAGGGUGCUAGAAAAUGGGUGCUAUUUUAAUUUAUUGUUGGUCAUCCCAGCCAGAUUGGCAGCUGAGGAAGACCUUCUGGUCCUGAGGAGUGGACAAGCUGCAACUAACGUACAUUAUACUCAGAUACAACUGCAAUUAGGAACAUCAGAACUGAAAAUGUGCCCGUGGGUCUCUCCUAUGGCUGAGACCCAGGCUCUUAGGGCACGUUUGUGGAUGUUUGUGAUCCUUUAUUAUGUCAAUGGUCCAAUGGUUUCCUCUUCUCAGUCUUCCUCCAGAACACAGUUUCUGUUUCGAUUGUUGGGCAGCUCAGCAAAUAAUGCACUUCCCUGAAGAUGCCAGCCACAGAUGCAGGUGAAAUGUCAUAAGAAUAUGCUGCUAGAACACAGCCAGUCAGCCUGGAAACCACAUAACACUCCAAUGCACUUCCCCAUUGAUCUUGCGCAGAGUUCAGGUGGGGUGUAGCUGCUAUUUGCUACAGGCCAGUGAUGGG